Molecule: messenger RNA, 5517 nt
Organism: Lineus longissimus
Lineage: Eukaryota; Metazoa; Nemertea; Pilidiophora; Heteronemertea; Lineidae
Product: NPC intracellular cholesterol transporter 1-like
Exons: 18
Coding region: 163-4170 (1335 amino acids)
Biological process (GO): cholesterol homeostasis; intestinal cholesterol absorption
Cellular component (GO): plasma membrane
Molecular function (GO): cholesterol binding; lipid carrier activity
Source: RefSeq, a predicted model, not a curated record
UCCAAAAUGGAGAUCGCAUUAGUGAUCGAUUUGUAAACCUCCCGAUUUAUUCAACGAAUAACUACAGAAGUAUAUAAUAGAUCAGUGCGGAAAUUGGCGUCCUCGUAGAUAUUGGAAACGUUCACACCGUACUAAAAUUUCAAGGAAAACGGUCCUGGAACAAUGGAGAAAUUACAUCUGAUUUUAGGUGUAGCAUUCACAUUGCUGUUUUGCAUGUGUGUGACUGACGGUGAACAAGGUCACUGUCUUUGGUAUGGCGUCUAUGAAGACGAUACACACAAUCUCCCGUAUACCGGACCGGCCAAGCCACUUAAUGACACCGACGCCAUCAAGAUUUUGGGCGACUUGUGCCCGCAGUAUGCCAUUGGCAAAAAUCCGCUGACAUGCUGCAGUGCCAAGCAACUGAAAACAUUGAACACAAAUUUAGCCGUACCUUUUCAAAUCUUUGGGCGAUGUCCGGCAUGCUUGAGAAACUUCAUCAACAUGUUUUGCGCGUUCACGUGCGACCCUUACCAGACCGACUUCAUGCUCGGUUACGUCAAUAACGUGACGGCGCAGGAUUACGUGGAGCAUGUAGACUUUGCCAUGACGUGGGACUAUGCGCUUGGGUUCUUCAACUCGUGCAAGGAUGUCCAGAUGCCGAGCUCUAAUGGAAAGUCUCUCCAGUUGGUUUGUGGGAAUAAGAACAUCAAAGACUGCAAUGUUACAGAUGUCUUUAAGUUCAUCGGGACGAAGGGUAAUGUAGGCGUCCCAUUCGGGAUCAACUACAAUGUCACCGACAUGCCGAUUUUGGUUGAGAACUCGACCGCGCUCGUCCCGAUGAAUAAGACAAUCACACCUUGUAAUUUUGCUCCGAACAAUGACACCCAAGCAUGCAGUUGUCAAGAUUGUAUAGCAUCAUGUGGACCUCCACCCCCUGCUAAAGUUCUUCCACCUCCGUGGACGAUUCUUGGUGUGGAUGCAAUGUGGUUCAUUAUGUUCUGCGUUUUUGCCGGUUUCCUUCUCGUCUUCUGCACCUAUCAGAUUUGGUAUCUUAUCGUCCUGCGAGACGGUUUCGGAUUGGAUCCGGAUGGUCCCGGUUCGUUCAGCACCCUUGAUACCCAAGUGACACCUGGUGAGCCGAUACACCGAAAGAGAGGAGCAAGUGAACCACCGGUUGUUUCAUUGGAAAGUAUUGGCUGUCUGGAAAAAAUCGGAGCCAAAUUUGAACGUCUUUUGGAACUUGGAUUCAGACGCUGGGGAACUAUCGCUGCGACGUAUCCUUUCACUGUUCUCUCGGUCGUGUUGGUCAUCGCCAUCAUCUUCUGUAUUGGUAUUGUCAAGUUUGAUGUUGUGACUGAUCCCGUCCAGCUGUGGUCCGCCCCAGACAGCACCGCUCGCGUGCAGAAGAGGACUUACGAUAGCACAUUUGGGCCUUUCUUCCGCACUGAGCAGUUGAUCAUCACGGUGAAUACCACAAAACACGGCAAAUAUUGGGAGAGAAAGGACUCGGCCCCAAACACAGGAACAAGGAAUUUUAGUACUGCUCUCAAAUUAGACAUUUUGGAGGAGAUUCUGACUCUUCAGAUGAAUAUCGUGAAUAACGUUGUUGGCAAAUACACUGGCGAUUACGGCACUGAACCUAUAUAUCUUAACGAUAUCUGUUUCAUGCCACUAAGUCCUAAAAUAAAAAACUGUACUAUUUUGAGUGUGUUGAAUUACUUUCAAAAUGACAACACAACUCUGAAUCGUAUAGUUAUGGAUCCAUAUCACUUGUUAAGAAAUGCUGAUUAUAUCGACCACUUUAUUUCUUGCGUGCGGUCGCCCGCCUCUGUUCAAGACACUGGCCAAUUCAACACAUCGUGUCUCGGAACGUACGGUGGCCCCAUCUUCCCGUGGGUAGCACUUGGUGGAUUCCCCGAGGAAAAUUACGAAAACGCUACGGCGAUUGUCAUCACAUUUUCGGUGAAUAACGCAGUUCGAGACUCCAUCGAAUACAAAAAGGCCAUGGCGUGGGAAAAGGCUUUCAUUGAGUUCAUUAAAGGAUAUGCCAAGCCUGCGGAUAAUAAUAUAUUUGUGAACUUUUCAUCUGAGCGUUCUGUCGAAGAUGAGAUUAACAGGGAGAGCAAUUCCGACAUCUUUACAAUCCUGGUGAGCUAUUUGCUCAUGUUUGGCUAUAUCUCAGUCACCCUCGGCCAGUUCACUUCCUUUGACAGAAUCUUUAUCGACUCAAAAGUCACCCUUGGCAUCUCUGGAGUACUCAUCGUCCUCCUUUCUGUUGGAUGUUCCCUUGGAAUCUUCAGCUACUGCGGACUCCCAGCAAGUUUGAUCAUCAUCGAAGUCGUACCUUUCCUCGUCCUGGCGGUCGGCGUCGAUAACAUCUUCAUUCUCGUGCAAGCGUACCAGAGGGAUCCGCGGGGACCCAUGGAAAGCCGCGAGGAACAAAUCGGAAAAAUACUCGGCAGGAUAGGUCCCAGUAUGCUGCUGACAAGUGCGUCAGAGUCUGUCGCGUUUUUCCUUGGUGCCUUGACGUCAAUGCCGGCAGUCCAGAUGUUCUCACUCUACGCCGGCGGGGCCGUCCUCUUUGACUUCCUGUUCCAGGUCACAGCCUUCAUCAGCUUGCUGUCACUUGACUCAAAACGACAAGAGUCGAACCGCUAUGAUGUUGCCUGCUGUUUUAGAGAAAACAAAAAGACCGACUACGUUCCAACUGAUGGAUUCCUGCUCAAUUUCUUCAAGAAGUAUUACUCCCGAUUCCUGAUGGCCGACUGGGUCAGGGCGACUGUUAUGGUCAUCUUCACGGGAUGGUUCUGCUCCUGCGUCGCUAUGAUUGACAAACUCGAAAUUGGUCUCGAUCAGAAACUCUCCAUGCCGAGUGACUCGUACGUCUUAAGAUACUUCGAGGCUUUGGAGGACUACCUUCACGUUGGACCCCCUGUUUAUUUUGUCGUCGGGAAUGGCCAUGACUAUACGAGUAUCGCCGGUCAGGAUAUGAUAUGCGGUGCGACUGGAUGCCCGCAGGACUCAUUGCUUGGACAGGUUUACACAGCAUCAAAAGACCCUAAUUCAACAAGAAUAGCGCAGCCUGCAACAUCUUGGCUUGAUGAUUUUGUUGAUUGGACGGACCCCCGUGGAAAUCCUCCGUGUUGUCGGGAAUAUACAACACCAGACCAUGGAUUCUGCCCCGCUACAGUGGAGAAUAGGACGUGUACAACAUGUCAUAUCGAAAAGACGCAGGGACGGCCGGAUCCAGAUGACUUCAUGAAGUAUUUACCGUGGUUUUUGAAGGACAAUCCAGGAACAAAAUGUGCUAAAGGAGGCCACGCCGCCUAUGGGUCAGCGGUCAAACUACUUGACAACAAUACCCAGAUUGGUUCGACCUAUUUCAUGACAUACCACACAAUCCUAAAAACUUCGGCUGAUUACAUUGACGGAUUAAAACAAGCUUAUAUCAUCGCCGACAACAUCACCAUGACGAUUCAGAACAGUACGGGUAUGGGAGAUAACCUCAACUAUACAGUGUUCCCUUACAGUAUUUUCUAUGUCUACUACGAGCAGUACCUACACAUCGUCCACGACACUUGGUACAACCUCAGUCUCUGUAUGGCCGCCGUUUUCGUCGUCACGUUCCUAUUACUCGGAAUCGAUCUCUGGUCGGCGAUCAUUGUCCUCAUCGUCGUGGCGAUGAUUGUUGUUAGCAUGCUGGGUAUGAUGUCCAUGUGGAGUAUAUCGCUGAACGCGGUCGCACUCGUCAACUUAGUCAUGACCGUUGGUAUUGGUGUUGAGUUCUGUUCUCACAUUGUCAGGAAGUUCGCCAUGAGUAUAGAGGGUAGUAGAGUGCGUCGCGCUAAGGAUGCUCUCGCUAAUAUGGGAAGCUCAGUUUUCAGUGGUAUUACGUUGACCAAGCUAGUCGGUAUCAUCGUGCUGGCGUUCUCCAAGUCACAGCUGUUCCAAGUGUUCUAUUUCCGGAUGUAUCUAGGCAUCGUGAUAUUUGGCGCGUCCCAUGGGCUUAUCUUCUUGCCAGUGUUACUAUCCUAUAUUGGGCCCCCGAUGAACAAGGCCAAGUUGUACGAGCACCAGUACAGGCGCCAUGCAGAGGAGGGUGAAGGACAUCACGGAACAGAUAGGCGGGAGCAAGCAAAUAUCGUAAAUAACGAGGAACCACCAGCUUAUGAAAAUGUCCGAUAUUGAGAACAUUUAAGUUUAUGACAAUUGACAUGAUGGCCUUGCUAGCUUUAUUGGUCUUUACAGACUUUGAUAUCAGUUUUCAAACUGAAGCUUGUUGACAUUAUGAUGAAAUGGCAUGAGGUGUACAGGUGGUUUUGGCAAACUUUCAUGAAGUGGAUGAGAGUGACAGGUCAAAUGUUCAUAUAAAUCAGAUAUGGUUGCUGCGAGAUUGAUGUCUUGAGUGAGGUUGACAUCAAAUAGGGAUCUGUGCUAAUGGUUUGUCAUGUUGGCUUGACCUCUGGCCCGCUGUGUGACAUCACAAACCGAUAAAGGUGGGGAGGCCGUCAUGAAUACGACAGCUAACUUUUUUACUGGAAUUGAUGAUGGUACGGUUUGCGCAUAACUGACCAAUCAACAAACAGCCAGCAAAUGAUGUAAAUCAUCUGAUUUACUUACUGGCUCUGAUUCUUGAUUGGUCAGUUAUGCACAAACCGUACCAUCAUCUCAUCCAGGACCAAAGUUCUGAACUGUUGUAUUAAAAAAUAAACAAAGCAAUGUGAUACACUCUGCUAGGUAGUUUAAUCAAUCAAUUCAAGGGACUCAUUUUACUUGAUGGUGAUCGGGAUCAAAGAAAGUGUAUUACUGAGAUUACAUGUACAGUCCAAGAAUCUGUGAUGCUUGUUUGCUGAAUGCAAAGUAGUCAUUGUCAUAUUGGUCUUAACAAUGAGACAGUAUAGUGUAAAAUGUUAUCAUGUGGUUAGGAAAGUGUGGUUGUAUAACUGCAUAGAACAUACUGGUAUUGACAUUGCUCACUGUCGUGGACUUCUGUGUAAUAUUACCUUUUUAUGUGAAACAUUUUCUCAGGUAGACAAGGUCGUGGCUACAAAUAUCUGCAUACUGGGUGGAACCACUGUCUGCUACUUCAUUGAUUAAAACCUGUAUGUCCCAUUUCAUACAAUAUGUAUCCUUCACAUUUCAUACAAUAUGUAUCCUUCACAUUUCAUACAAUAUAUAUCCCUUCAAGUUUCUAAAUGGUGCUUGCUGCAAUGAGCAGAUAUUUAGCAGUUAAAUUUGAGUCAUAAUCUUGUAAAUAGUAAUCAUUUAGCUUAAUUAUUUCAGUUUUGGCAGUUAUGUAACUGUGUUUUGUUCCACAAUCAGAGGAGAGGUGGUCAAUCAUGGCUUAGCCUUAUGAUAAUCUGUGUCACUGGUCAUAUGCUGUACUCUGCUCAAUUUUCACGUCACAGACACUCUUCAUUGUCUUUUCAAUUGAGAUGGCAUUUCGUAUGAAAGCAAUGUUCCGUACCACCUUCCAUUGACGGUCGUACUCCUGAAUGUUUAGAUGUCUCUUACUUGAUCGACUUAGAAAUGGGU